UUUAUUUUGUUCACCUUCUCGACGACCAUCCUCAGACACCAUGUGCACAGGAGCCUGUUCCAAGUUCAUCGCCAUCCCCCUCUACGUGAUGGCGGCGGUGUCCAUCAUCUGCAACAUCAUGCUCUUCUUCCCGGACUUCAAAACGACGUACGCGUCCGAGGACGGAAAGGAAACGCCGCGCAUUACCCAGGAGGUCAAAUACAUGGCAGGCCUGAUCGGGGGAGGAGUCAUAGUCCUCAUUCCUGCCAUCCACAUCCACCUGACCAGCACUAAGAGCUGCUGUGCCAACCGCUGUGGGAUGUUCCUGUCCAUUGGUUUUGCAGCGCUGGGCGCGGUCGGCGCCGUGUACAGCCUGAGCGUGGCCGCCCUGGGCCUUUCCAACGGGCCCACCUGCUUGUGGAGCAACAUUUUGCACCCCAUCCCCGAAUGGGGGACGCCCUUCAACAACACCGGCGGGAGCUACCUGUCCGAUAAGGACCAGUGGACAUGGUGCAUACUGCCCAAGAACGUGGUGGAGUUCAACGUGGGCCUGUUCUCCACCCUGCUGGUGGCGGCGUGCGUGGAGCUCGUAUUCUGUCUCAUCCAGAUGAUCAACGGACUCUUUGGAUGUAUCUGCGGCACCUGCGGCAAAGAGUGAGCUCAACUACUACACACCAUGACCUCUUGAAGAAGAAAUGACGGGGAUCAUCAUCAUCAUCAUCAUCAUCGUAAUCAUCUUCAUUAAUGCAGCGCAGCCACUGUCCAAAUCAUCAUCGUUGUUUUAAAGUUCUUCAAGAGGAAUGACUGGGGUGAUCCAUGAAUUAUGAACUCCUCGACUAUUUACUUGUUUCGAUCGUAGACUGUAGAUGGUUCAAAACAAACAAGAAAUAUGUAUGUUGUAUUUGUAACUCUAUAUGUUUAAAGAUAUUUUGUAAUAAAGUUCUGAACAUAAGCUAACAGAGGAGGCAGACAAAAUAAAUGACUUGUGAAUGAAUACUGUAGUAUAGAGUAAC
Messenger RNA from Pseudoliparis swirei, 992 nucleotides. It is a transcript of the gene tm4sf21b, whose product is annotated as transmembrane 4 L six family member 21b. Bases 41 to 637 code for a protein of 198 amino acids. NCBI's taxonomy places the organism in Eukaryota, Metazoa, Chordata, Actinopteri, Perciformes, Liparidae. Gene Ontology annotation, cellular component: membrane. The transcript has 5 exons. The record is from RefSeq and is a predicted model, not a curated record.